AUGGGACGUGUCAUCUGGAGCUUGAUCUUGGGCUCGGGACGUCUUGUAAGCAGCCUCCGAUUACGGACCAGGGUUCCAGCACCGUGCCAGGCUUGCCAGGCCCCGCCACGCCACGCUGCACAUCCCUACCCUGCCCUCUUCACCCUCGACACCCCUGCUCACCCCUGCAGUGGGGAGGCGAGGGUUUUGGGGAUGAUGUUGGGACGGUCGCUGGGACUGUGGUGCUUGCUGGUGUUGGGGGCGAGGAGGCAGCCGGGGGCACGAGGGCAGCAGGGGAUGGUGGUGGGCACGUCCCGGCUGCGGCGGGUGGAGCUGCUGGUGGUGGUGGACGUGGGUCUGGCGCACGCACUGGGUGGGGAGGUGCGCCCCUAUGUGCUGGCGCUGCUGGGAGCGGCGGAUCGGCUGUACCGGCACCCGUCGCUGGGCAGCGCAGUGAGGCUGGUGGUCAGCCGGCUGGAGGUGGUGUGGGACCAGGCCAUGGGUCCGCGGGUCGUUCCCGACGCCAGGCAAACUCUGCACGCCUUCUGCCGCUGGCAGCGGGAACGGCGGCAAAUGGGAGACUGGGGAGAGGCACCGUACGAUGCUGCCCUGCUGCUGACACGAGAGAACCUCUGUCAGGAAAACUUCUGCGAGUCGCUGGGGCUUGGCCACAUUGGGACGGUGUGUGAGGUGGAUGGUGGUCAGAACUGUGCCGUGGUCCAGGACAUCGGCCUUCAGAGUGCCUUCACCGUCGCUCAUGAAAUUGGACAUCUCAUCGGUAUGGCGCACGACAACUCGGAGAUUUGUGUGCAGAUGGGGGAGGACUCCUGGGGUCACCAGAUGAUGUCUCCCAUGUUGUCCAGAGUCAACAUGGCUGCGCCCUGGUCCCUCUGCAGCUUUCGCUUAUCCCUCGGAUUCUUUGCAAGUGGCAGGGGUGACUGCCUCUUGAACGAACCGUCCGUCUCUUUGGCUGAAUCCGUCCCUCUUGCCGGCACGACCUAUGACCGGGAUAUCCAGUGCCGGUUGUCCUAUGGCCCGGGGUUCCGGGCGCGACCGGGCCUGGACCCGUGCCCGAUGCUGUGGUGCUUGGCUCGGCACCAGGGUGAGUGGCAGCACGUCAGCAAGCAGCUGCCCGCCGCCGACGGGACCCCGUGCGGGGGAACAGCCGUCUGCCUCCGCGGCAAGUGUACCGCCAACUGGAAACAACUGACUCCGGUAAACGGGAGCUGGGGUUCCUGGGGUCCGUGGAGAUCCUGCUCUCGUUCAUGUGGCGGUGGGGUCCAGUACUCUCGGCGCCGCUGUGACAAUCCCACUCCCACCAACUUCGGCCACUUCUGCCUGGGGACGUGGGAGAGGUUCCAAUCGUGCAACCUGGAGUCGUGCCCGAACGACAACGGUGUGAGUUUCCGGCAGGAGCAGUGCGAGGCGAGGAACGGCUCAUCUCCGGACGGGACGCUGCAGGAGUGGGAACCGUACUACCAUGGCAUCCGCUGGCCAGACCUCUGCAAACUCAACUGCCUGCUGAAGGGCACCGACCUGGUCACAGUCUUCUCCGUCAAGGUGAGGGACGGUACGCGCUGCUACCCGCACAGUGACGCAGUGUGCGUGAGGAGCCAGUGUGUGAGGACCGGCUGUGACGGGGUGAUCGGCUCCAGGAAGCGCUACAGCCGAUGCGGUGUGUGUGGGGGCUCGGACACCGACUGCGAGAGGGUGAUCGACCACUUCCGCGGCAAAGCGGUGAACUACACCGAGGUGGUGGUGAUCCCGCGGGGGGCAGCCAGACUGAAGGUGCAGCAGUUGCCCCGGAGGGGGCAUUCCCGGCUCUCUGCCUACCUGGCCGUGCGGAGGGAGGACGGCAGCUACGCGGUGAAUGGGGAGGGGCGGGUCACCGUCUUCCCCAGCCUGAUCCAGGCGGGGGGAGUGGCGCUGCAGUACUCGGGCUGGGGACCCCGCCGCGACAAGCUGGAGGCCCUGACCCACCGGCCUCUCACCCACGCCCUCAACCUGCAGGUCUACCAUCCCCGAGGCCGAGGGGUGGUCCGCCUCACUUACUCCUACUACCGGCAGAAGCAGAGCGCGAAGCCGACGGGGGCGCCAGGACCUGACCCCGGCGUGCUCAGCCCUAACCCUGCCCUCGUGCCCGGCAUAGGCCCCACUCCUGUAGCAAUACCGCUCCCAACCCCAAUCCCUGCACUGGACCCCACUCUGGUCUCGAACCCUGUCCCCAGUCAAGACCAAGCUGGGGUCUCCAACCCAGACCCCACACCUAUACCAACCCCAGUCCCCACCCCCAUCGCCACUCUAGCCCCUACUGCAGUCCCGAGUCGUGUCCCCAGCCUUAGCUCCAGCCAGGAGCACACAUCACCACUUCCUCCUGCCCCCACCCCCGGCGGGGCCCUGGCUACCGCCCUGGUUUGCUGGCGGGCAGGACCCUGGCAGCUCUGCUCAAGUUCCUGUGGGGUGGGCUGGGUGGCGAGGAGGGUGCAUUGUGUGGAUGGAGCAGGGAGGCCAGCCCAGGGUUGCAGCCCAGAGCAGCAGCCACUCGCCAUGGCGCUGUGUGUGAGAGGGGCUUGCCAGGGGAAAGGGAGGCUUAGACCCAAGGUGAAGCUCGCUGCAUACCGUCCCAUCACACACUCCAGGAGCAAGGGUUAGACACAGGGGAGGCUCCCUCCGCACCGUUCCUUCACGCACUCUCAGGGCACGCGACAGACACAUUGAAGCUCCCUCUACGUCCAGUCUCAUACUCCCUGGUCACAGAUGAAACUCCCUCUGCACUGUCCCAUCCCCCACUCCCAGGCCACGGGUCAGACGCGGUGAUUAUAGACGGAUAUAACUCACAAUUAGUCUGUCUGAAUCUAUUUAUACCACCUGCUGACAUUUCCAUAAUUUGACAUUUCUAACAUUCAAUAAAUCUGC
Messenger RNA from Leucoraja erinaceus (little skate), 2895 nucleotides. Its product is annotated as A disintegrin and metalloproteinase with thrombospondin motifs 5-like. The record is from RefSeq and is a predicted model, not a curated record. Gene Ontology annotation, biological process: proteolysis; extracellular matrix organization. Gene Ontology annotation, molecular function: metalloendopeptidase activity. NCBI's taxonomy places the organism in Eukaryota, Metazoa, Chordata, Chondrichthyes, Rajiformes, Rajidae. Gene Ontology annotation, cellular component: extracellular matrix.